CAACAAGUUAUCAUCGUAGGAAUUCAAACCAACCAAUCACAUUUGAAAAAUUCAAAUAUUGACAUUUGACAAAUGCGCUUUGUUUUCGUUAUGUCAAAUUUUGAUGCCAAAACUGAGCUGAGAGCACCAUUCUAUUGAAAACGCUUUGCAAAUUGGAAAAUUGUGAUCGUCUUUUUAAACUUUAUGGCUCGUUUUUUAAUGUAAGCUUUAAUGGAUUUAGACAGCAGAAAUUUUGAAUUUUAUUGAAUUUCGUUCGAAAGUUGGAUUUGGUUGAGAAAAUAUGUCCGAUAUAAAGAGUAUGUUUGCUAAAAUGAAUCCUCAGUCUCAACAGAAUGGAGGUGAUGGUGACAAGGCUGAAGGCAGUGCUCAGCCGGCACCAAAACCGAAAAAGGCUCAAACUAUUGAGAAAAUGUAUCAGAAAAAAUCCCAACUGGAGCAUAUUCUGUUGCGUCCAGACACAUAUAUAGGAUCUGUGGAAAAAACCACUGACAUGAUGUGGAUUUAUAACGAUGAAACUAAAAAAAUGGAGCAGAAACAGAUCGAAUAUGUUCCUGGUCUUUAUAAAAUUUUUGAUGAAAUAUUGGUCAAUGCUGCUGAUAAUAAGCAGAGAGAUCCAAAAAUGGAUUGCAUAAAAAUUGAAAUCAAUGCUGCCACAAAUACCAUAUCUGUUUACAACAAUGGACACGGAAUACCGGUAGUGAUGCACAAAGAUGAAAAUAUGUUUGUACCCACGAUGAUAUUCGGACAUCUCUUGACAUCCUCGAAUUAUAAUGACGAGGAGGAAAAAGUAACCGGUGGUAGAAACGGUUACGGUGCAAAAUUGUGUAAUAUAUUCAGUACAAAAUUCACAGUAGAAACAGCCAGUAAAGAAUUUAAAAAACAGUUUAAACAGACCUGGGGAAGUAAUAUGACGAAAGCAUCGGACCCCAAGAUCAGAGACUUCUCAGGGGAGGAAUUUACGAAAAUAACAUUUUGUCCAGAUUUAGAAAAAUUCAAAAUGACUGAAUUAGACUCGGGUCUUGUGGGAUUACUCUCGAGAAGAGCUUUUGAUGUUGCGGCAUCAACAAGGGGGGUUAAAGUGUUCUUGAACGGAACCAGAGUACCAGUUAAGAAUUUCAAAGAUUAUAUUGACCUCUUUGUUAAAGAUAAAGAAGAUGACGCAGGAAACCCAUUGAAAAUUGUUUAUGAGCAAGCUGGAGAAAGAUGGGAGGUGGGAUUAACCAUAUCAGAUAAGGGUUUCCAACAGAUGUCCUUUGUAAAUAGUAUAGCCACAACGAAAGGUGGCAAACAUGUAGACUAUGUUGCAGAUAUGAUAACCAAGCAGUUGAUAGAGGUAUUGAAGAAGAAAAAUAAAGGCGGUGUGACUAUAAAACCUUUCCAAGUGAAGAAUCACAUGUGGCUCUUUAUAAACUGUCUUAUCGUCAAUCCGACAUUCGAUUCACAAACAAAAGAAAACAUGACUCUACAGAGUAAAAAUUUUGGAUCUAAGUGUAAUCUGUCGGAAAAAUUCAUCAAUGCAGUUAUCAAAUCUGGAAUAAUUGAACAGGUACUCAGUUGGGCUAAAUUCAAGGCACAAAACGAGUUACAAAAAAAAAGCGCAGGUAAAAAACAAUCGAAAUUAAAAGGUAUACCCAAGUUGGAAGAUGCCAAUGAAGCGGGCACAAAAAAUGCCCUGAAGUGCACAUUGAUCUUGACUGAAGGAGACUCAGCCAAAUCUUUGGCUGUGUCGGGCUUGGGAGUUAUAGGGAGGGACUACUAUGGGGUGUUUCCCUUGAGGGGUAAAUUGCUGAACGUAAGGGAAGCUACGCACAAGCAAAUUUUAGAAAACGCAGAAAUAAACAAUCUGAUCAAGAUAUUGGGUCUCCAAUACAAGAAGAAGUACACAUCCGAAGAAGAUAUGAAAACCUUGAGAUAUGGAAAGGUUAUGAUCAUGACGGAUCAAGAUCAAGAUGGUUCCCAUAUUAAGGGAUUAUUAAUUAAUUUCAUCCAUCACAACUGGCCCGAUCUGUUGCAUAUGAACUUUUUAGAGGAAUUCAUCACUCCAAUUGUUAAGGCAACGAAGAAGAAUGAAGAGCACAGUUUUUACUCCUUGCCAGAAUUCGAAGAAUGGAGGAACAAUACCCCAAAUCAUCACACCUACAAUAUAAAGUACUACAAAGGUUUGGGUACCUCCACAUCCAAGGAGGCUAAAGAAUAUUUCACAAACAUGGCCCGUCAUCGCAUCAGGUUCAGAUACGACGGUCAAACCGAUGACGACCAUAUCAUGUUAGCGUUCAGCAAAAAACACAUUGAUCACAGGAAGGAGUGGCUCACGAACUUCAUGGUGGAGAGUCGAAGGAGAAAAGAGCUCGGUCUCGCAGAAAAAUACCUGUACCAGAAGGAUACGAAAUACAUCACGUAUACCGAUUUCGUCAACCUAGAAUUGGUAUUAUUCUCCAAUGCGGACAACAUCAGAUCCAUACCGUCCAUGGUGGACGGUUUGAAGCCCGGCCAGAGGAAGGUUGUAUUCACGUGUAUAAAACGUAACGACAAGAGGGAAGUGAAAGUUGCCCAGCUCGCCGGUUCUGUCGCGGAGAUGUCGGCCUAUCAUCACGGUGAAGUUUCCCUCUGUAUGACGAUCGUCAACUUGGCGCAGAAUUUCGUCGGAAGCAAUAAUAUCAACCUCCUAGAGCCGAGGGGUCAGUUUGGUACUCGAUUGGCUGGCGGUAAAGAUUCAGCCAGUCCCAGGUAUAUUUUCACGAAAAUGUCUCCGUUAACGCGGUUGUUAUUUCAUCCCGCCGACGACGCUAUUCUAAAACAUGAAUACGAUGACAAUCAAAAAAUCGAGCCUGUUUGGUAUAUGCCCAUUAUUCCUAUGGUGUUGGUGAAUGGGGCAGACGGUAUAGGAACCGGUUGGAUGACGAAAAUCCCCAAUUUCAAUCCGAGAGAUAUCGUCGAAAACCUGAAGAGGAUGAUAGCGGGAGAAAAACCGAAACCCCUCAAACCCUGGUAUAAAAAUUUCAAGGGAACCAUCGAUGAUUGUGGAGAUCAAAGAUUCGUCGUUAAUGGCGAAAUAUCCAUUAUAGGAAAUAAUAAGUUGGAGAUAACCGAGUUGCCUGUACAUACAUGGACACAGAAUUACAAAGAGUCUGUGUUGGAGACCUUACUUCACGGCUCGGAAAAAGUUAAAUCAGUAAUCUCAGAUUAUAAAGAAUAUAAUACUGACACAACCAUCAGAUUUGUUGUAACCGUUACCCCUGAACAGCUUCAGCAUUUGGAGAAAGAAGGCUUGCAUAAGGUGUUCAAAUUGCAGAACAUCAUUAAUAUGGGUUCGAUGUGUGCGUUUGACGACUUAGGAUGCCUGAAAAAGUACGAAUCAGUUAUGACAAUCUUGGAAGAAUUCUACACAUUACGAAUGAGAAUGUACCAGAAAAGGAAGGAUUUCCUGGAAGGUAUGCUCGGAGCAGAGGUUGCUAAAUUGAGCAACCAGGCUCGUUUCAUUUUGGAAAAAUGUAACGGCCAACUGACUGUCGAAAAUAAGAAACGAAAAGUCCUGAUAGAGGAGCUGAUCAGUAGAGGUUACGAACCAGAUCCUGUUAAGGAAUGGAAACAAAAGAGCACCGCCGGUGACGAUGGGGAAGAAAGCCAAAACGAUGAUCCUGAGGAAGAAGAAGAGAGCACGAGUAGCAAAAAUAAAAAACCAGUUGAUCCCGAAAAAGCGUUCCAAAAUCUCACGGACGUAAAGAAGUUCGACUAUUUGCUUGGAAUGUCCAUGUGGAUGUUGACCGAAGAAAGAAAAAAUGAAUUGUUGCGACAGAGGGACAACAAAGUGCACGAGCUCAAUAUUUUGAAAUCUAAAACUAAUGCCGAUCUCUGGUCGGAUGACCUGAAUCAGUUCUUGGAAAAAUUAGACGAAAUUGAAGAGAAGGAGAGAAAAGAAGAAGCUGGGACCAACGCUAAAGAUGCAAAGAAAGUAGUUGGCAAGAAGAAGAUAAAUCUGCAAGAAACCAUGCCGUCCCCUAUGGGCAGAAGAGUCGCACCAGUGAUCACUGAUGAUCUGAAAAAGAAGAUACAAGCUGCCAUCAAGAGCAAGGAGACCAGGAGUAAGAAGGGCACGAAGAAGGAAAAUAUCGCUAGUGCUGACGAAGACGAAUUCGAUGCUUUAGUCCAAAAUUCAAACAAAAAUUUGAAGGAGAAGCUUGGCACCCCCGAAAGCAUUGAAACUAAAUUGAAGAAAGGUAACCUCAAACAAACCAAGUUGAACUUCAAUAAGAAGGCUAACGGCUCACCGAAAAAAAAGAAGAUUGUCGACGACUCUGACGCUUCCCUUGAAAUUGAAUCAGGGAGCGAGGUAGAAUUCACUACACCUCCUAUAGUAUCAGACCGGUCGAGAAGUCAAAGGAAUUCUGCCAAAAAGAUCAAAUACGACCUUGAUUCGGAGGAGGAUAACGACAAUGAAGAUUUGGAAUUACAUGAAAACGAGGCCAUUAAAGAAUACGAUGGCCCGAUUCUUACAAAGACUUUAAGUUCUGAUAGUGAAAGCGACGCACCUCCACCUCGUAACGAAACUUCCGAGGACAUGUUCGAUAGUUUGAUUGGUAAAAAACCAGCUUGGCAGAGUAGGGAAGAAAACAAUGAUGUUGAGGAGGAAAGAAAUGCAUCCAAAAGAAAAUCUAUCAGCGGAAGUGAAAGUGAUAAUGAAACUAAAUCUACAAAUAAGAAGAAAAAGGUAGAACAGGUUCAGAAAAGAGUAGCUUCGAAAAAGAAAACAGAAGCUGUAGACCUAGAUUUUGUUAUAGAUGUUGAGCCCAAGAAAACUAAAUCCAAAAAUAAUCAUGAAUCCGAUUCGGAAUUAAGUUUUGAUGAUAAUCCGAAGAAAAAAGGUUCGGGAAAAAAGAAGGCUGAUUCUGGUUCUGAGAGUGACCUUGGUAAGAAAUCAGUAAAACCAAAAAAUCAGAAGAAAAAGGCAACGAAAAAAAUAACAAUUGAUUCAGAUUCAGAAGACGAACCUCUAGGCAAUAAAAAGAAAAAGAAAGGACCAGCAAAGGGUAAAAAAACAACUAAGAAAACUUCAGAUUCAGAAGACGACUUUGGUUCUAAAAAGAAGAAGACCAAAAGGAAAAAUGAUUCAGACGAUACAGACUUUAGUGAUAAUGAUGAUUAUGUUCCCCCUUCCAAAACCACGAGUCGAACAGCAAGAGCGGCAGCUCCAAAAAAAUAUGUGUUCUCUGAUGAGGAUGAUUGAGAAUCUCAAUUAAUUUUAUUAAUAUAAGUUUUCUAUUUA
This is a messenger RNA of Coccinella septempunctata (seven-spotted ladybird), 5263 nucleotides long. It is a transcript of the gene Top2, whose product is annotated as DNA topoisomerase 2. Gene Ontology annotation, biological process: resolution of meiotic recombination intermediates; DNA topological change; sister chromatid segregation. The transcript is spliced from 14 exons. Gene Ontology annotation, cellular component: nucleus. Lineage: Eukaryota; Metazoa; Arthropoda; Insecta; Coleoptera; Coccinellidae. The coding region runs from base 281 to 5224 and encodes 1647 amino acids. Gene Ontology annotation, molecular function: DNA topoisomerase type II (double strand cut, ATP-hydrolyzing) activity; ATP binding; DNA binding. The record is from RefSeq and is a predicted model, not a curated record.